AUGCCGGCGCGAAAGCCAUCAGCACCAUCGGCUCGCCCACCAGAGGAGCUUGACGAGCAGGCCCCCCUCUUAAGGGCGCAUGAGGCUGGCCAUGACGACCAACCCAAGAUAACUUCCCUUCUCCGCCACCGACUCUUGCUCCUUGUAUGCCUUUCCAUCAUAGCCGCUGACUUUGGCAACUACCUUGGCUAUGCCCCUCAUAUUGAAAUUCUCGAGUCCAUUAUCUGCCGCCAGGCUCGAGGGAGCAACUCGCUUGGGGUCGAUGACAACUGCAAGUCGCCUCAAGUGCAAGGAGAAUUAGCCCUGAUAAAUGGGUGGAAGGACACAUUUGACCAACUACCGGGAAUUCUCGUUGCGCUUCCCUAUGGGUUUGCGGCGGAUAGCAUAGGGCGUAAGCCCAUCCUGGCACUUAGCUUGGUUGGACUCAUUCUCGAAGAAACCGCAAUGCGACUAAUCUUCUUGUUUAAUUCUACCCUGCCGCUGCGGAUGAUUUGGGCGACGCCCGCUUUUCAGAUCAUAGGCGGCGGACCCCAAAUUGCGACCGCUAUGGCCUAUGCUAUGGUUACCGAUAUAGUACCAAGAGGAUCUUUGUUUAGGGCAUCCGUUUUCUUCAUCCUGUCUGCUGGGACUCUAUCGGGCGAAAUUUUCGCCACUCCGCUUGCUGCAUUCCUCAUGACGUGGAGCCCAUGGAUUCCUUCACUACUAGGUCUUUUGUUUCAGUGUUUAGGGCUGCUUGGAGCUGCUUUCAUCUCCGAUGUGUCUUUCAACUCAGUGCAAUGCAAUGAACAACGCAGCCUAGAGGAGCAGGAGGACGGCCAGGAAGAACGGCAUACUUCGACCUUGGUUCACGAUACAACUUGUAUGCGUUGGAAAAAUGCUAUGCAGCAACAUUGGAACGACAUUCAAAAAGGGUAUACAGUAUCCUGGAACGCCAAUCUUUUCUACACUGUUUGUGCAUUUCUACUAGCAAGUAUCGGUCGCCAAGCACUACAGCUUAUGGUUCAAUAUGCCUCAAACCGCUUUUCUUGGAGUAUCGCGCGCGCCAGCUCACUCAUCACGCUGAAGGGUAUUAUUAAUCUCGUGCUUUUAUUGAUUAUUCUCCCUUGGCUUUCCGACUAUCUGAAUAAACGUUUACUUCUGUCACCUGCCGCUAAGGACCUCCGCAUUGUCCAAGGCAGUGUGUGGAUUCUAACUGUUGGCUCGACUAUCAUGGCUGUUUCUACUAAUCCGGUGGCAUUCAUAGUGGGCAUUAUCUUGCUCGCAUGUGGAUGGGGGUUCUACUCGGCCCUGCGAAGUUUGGCCAUGGAACUCGCAUCGCCAUCACAAGUCGGCAUUGUGAACACAGCUAUUGGGUUCGCUCAAAGUACCGGUUCCAUGGCCUCAGGGCCCAUACUAGCUGCCGCAUUUCGUCGGGGAAUGCAGGAGGAUGGGUUCUUGGUGGGAUUGCCGUAUAUUUUUGCGGCUGGUCUAUUCUUUCUAUCGGGUUGUUUCACAAGCUGUGUUCGCAUUCCCAAGAAAAGUGGCCCCUGA
Penicillium canariense is the source of this 1530-nucleotide messenger RNA. Its product is annotated as MFS transporter. Gene Ontology annotation, biological process: transmembrane transport. The transcript has 2 exons. The record is from RefSeq and is a predicted model, not a curated record. NCBI's taxonomy places the organism in Eukaryota, Fungi, Ascomycota, Eurotiomycetes, Eurotiales, Aspergillaceae. Gene Ontology annotation, cellular component: membrane. Gene Ontology annotation, molecular function: transmembrane transporter activity. Bases 1 to 1530 code for a protein of 509 amino acids.